Messenger RNA from Sturnus vulgaris (Common starling), 2167 nucleotides. RefSeq names its product osteomodulin (gene OMD). Gene Ontology annotation, molecular function: protein binding. The record is from RefSeq and is a predicted model, not a curated record. NCBI's taxonomy places the organism in Eukaryota, Metazoa, Chordata, Aves, Passeriformes, Sturnidae.
AAAGCCUUUGCAGAACUGAAUCACUGCAGCUGAACCCACACUAUGAACUAAUAACCUCUGUAAUCAUUUUUGAAGUAUUAUUCUCUUUUUUUUUGUAAAUGGGAGUUGGUAACUGAAAGAAUCCUGCCAAUUGUAUUGGAGAGAUUUGAACAAAAGGAGGAAUUGCUUCACAGCCUUAUGACACAGCAUCUACAGCAAGUGAUGAUGUGGCACAAAGCAGUUUUUUUAAUUUUACUGGCAAAUCAGAAGAGGGGCCAAGGCUGUUAUUUUGUGUUGCCUUCCUGCAAGGCUCCUUACCACAAAAUAUGGCUUAGACAGACCUUUUGUUCCUCCAGCUGGGGUAGGCUAUGUCUCAGAUGAUUUCACCAGCACAAGAAUUCGCUGCCCUCUACAACCAGAACUUCUCCGACUUCCAAAGAGUAAGUUUUCUUGGUCACAACAUAUAAAUUUAAAUAUGGGGAUUCUGAGUCACCUGUCAAUCCUCCACCUCCUCUGGGCUGCUUUGGUUCUUUGUCAGUAUGAAGACUAUGAUUUUGAGGAUGAAUAUGGUGGGGAGUCAGAUCAUCAAGUUCCAUAUUAUUUUAACCCAAAUACCCAAGCUGAAGUUCCUCAUGUUCCUUUUCCAGUUGAGUGUGCCAAAGAAUGUUUUUGUCCACCAGCUUUUCCCUUAUCCAUGUACUGUGACCACCGGCAACUCAAGGCAAUACCAAAUAUCCCCAGUCAUGUCCAACAGCUUUAUCUGCAAAACAACAACAUUGAAGCUGUGCCUGCAGGACCAUUCACCAAUGUUACCUUUGUAAGGGAAAUUAACCUCAGCUACAACAACAUUAAAUUCCAUAUGAUUGAUCAUGGUGUUUUUGCCAAACUUUCGAACUUAGUGCAACUUCAUUUACAACAUAAUGAAUUAGAAGAAUUUCCAUUCCCUCUGCCCAGCUCUCUAGAGAGGCUCCUCCUUGGUUUCAAUAAAAUUUCCCGCUUACCUGGAAAUGCAUUGCAAGGACUGCCCAACAUGACCAUGCUUGACCUUUGCAAUAACUUACUUGACGACUCAGUAUUCAAAGAAAAACCCUUUUCAAACAUGAAAAAUUUAAUGCAGCUCAACUUAUGCAACAACAAAUUACAGACAAUGCCUCCUGACCUGCCACCAUCACUUCGGCAUCUUUCUCUUGAAAAUAACUCCAUUUCUCACAUUCCAGAAAACUAUUUCACCAGACUUCCCCAAAUCAUUGCUAUAAGAAUGUCCUACAAUAACCUGCAGAACAUUCCACAAAAUACCUUUAAUCUACCCAACCUUCUAGAACUUAAUCUUGGACAUAACAAACUGAAGGAAGUGUUCUAUAUUCCAAGAAGUUUGCAGCAUUUGUACAUCGAAGACAAUGAAAUUGAAACCAUCAAUGUUACUGUGAUGUGUCCAACCCUGGACCCACUGAACAUCAAGCAAUUAACCUACAUACGGGUGGAUCAGAACAAGCUCACGAGCCCCAUCAGCACCUAUGCCUUCUUCUGCUUCCCUCUCAUCAGAACCAUUUAUUAUGGAGAGCAAAAUGUCACUGUCAGCAGGCCAACCGAGCUCAGAACACCAGUGUUCCGCCGCUUUCUAACACCAGAGGAAUUCCAGGAAGCAGAAGACAAUCAAGAAACGCUCAAUCAAGAAACUGAAGAAGAUCAUGAAGCAGAAGACAGCUACUUUCAACCUUACUAUCACUGAAGUAAUCACUGUUAAUAAGUAUAUGUGGAAACUUUUCAUUAGUCUGGGUUAUUCAUAUCUAUCCUAGAACAACUGAGCAGUUUGGGAUACUCAAGAUGCAUCUGUGGAGAUAAGAGUUUAAAGUAGGUAAAUGUCCUAUUAUUGGUGUAGGAACAAAGAGCACUCAACUGAGCAUUAGAUAAAGGUCUGACACAGAACCUGUGUUGAUGAUGGGCUCACCUUUGGGUGAGCAGACAAAGUGAAAGAAAAUUGACCUGAAAAGCUUCUCUGUUCUAAAGUGACCCAAUUGCAAAAUUACUAAAACACAAAUCAGUGUCAUAAUUCAAUAGGAACAGGUGAUUAAGGCCAAAAAUCCAUCCAGCUCUACAUCCUACUGCUGAGAGCAGAAGCCAAGAGAUGCUCUAGAGAAAAGGACAAGAGAUUGAGAUUACAAAGUAUUUCUACAAGGUUUCUCCACAU